Entamoeba dispar SAW760 is the source of this 318-nucleotide messenger RNA. RefSeq lists its product as uncharacterized. Lineage: Eukaryota; Evosea; Mastigamoebida; Endamoebidae. The transcript has a single exon. Bases 1 to 318 code for a protein of 105 amino acids. The record is from RefSeq and is a predicted model, not a curated record.
AUGGUAGAUCGUGAAAUUAUUCCUACUGUUAUGGACGUAUUAGCUAAUGAAAAAAAACAAGCUCAGAUUAUUGCCUCAUCAUUUAUUAAUAAGAGAAUUGAAAAUAUGUUGGAAUGGUUUAAUAAAAUGCUCUUCUUUGUUGAUCUCUUAAAAGAAAAAAGAGAUAAAAUCAUAAAUUCAUCAUGUGUCGUUGAGGCAAAUGAAGCAAUGAAUACUAUCAAUGAUGUAAGAUUUUAUAUCGAUAAACUUGAAGGCUUAAUUCCACAGAAACAAUGGCCUUAUCCAUCUUAUGAAACUUUAUGGAAUGCUCAUUGUUAA